Stylonychia lemnae is the source of this 9648-nucleotide messenger RNA. The record is from the annotation of a GenBank genome assembly. NCBI's taxonomy places the organism in Eukaryota, Ciliophora, Spirotrichea, Sporadotrichida, Oxytrichidae.
AUGAAGAAGUAGCAAUAGUAGUUGUAAAAUAUUAACAUGCCUUCCUCAUCAAAGGCAGCCAACCGAGAGCGCCACAAUAAUCAGCGGCAGGGUAUGAAUAGUCGGAUGGAGAAGCAAUCAAGGUAUGAUGACUAGGAGAUGGAUGAUAUGAUGAAAAGUUCCAGCAGUUUUGGAUUACCCUCUGAAUCUUAUGCUGAGAGAAUAUCGGAUAAAGAGAUUUAAAGCGAUAGAAACUUAAAUUCACCCUCGAGAAAUCAAAAUACUUUAAAUGCUACAAAAAAGCCAUUUAUAGCCGAUAAUGGUUUGGACAUUAGUUUUGAAUUUCUAGACGAUCAGAAAAAAGGCACAGCUCAAUAAAAGAAAGGAGGUGAUCGAAAAAAAGAAGAGAAUUAAUUUGGCUCUCCUAGUUUCACUACUUACGGAUAGAACACUCAAGGAGAACCUACAAAUCGCCUAAAUGAAAAAGAAGUGACAAGAAGCACAUAGCAGUAAGUAAACAUUGGCAUUAGUAACAUGAAGCAUCAAAGCAAGAACUUGCUAAACAAAUAGCAAUAAUCAAGUCAGGAAAAAGCUAAUAAGAAUAAAAUUAUCCAGUAAAAUAUUUUUGGAAAUCAAACAAUGUAUGAUAAAGGAAUUGGAGCUCUAAAAAAAGAUACUGACAAAACUAAGGUGUCCAAAACCCAAAACUUAAUGCUGAGUCCUAAAUUGUAAAACUAGAGCAAAAAACAUACAGCAACAAAUCAAUUUGAGGGAGGGGAAUACCCGACUUUUUAAAACCUAAAUAAGCAAAACAGUAAUCAAAAUGAUGAUUCAUAUAUUUCAUCCCAUUCUGGAAUAAAUCUUUUAGCUGGAGGUUUAGACAACUCUAUUCACUUGAAUAAUCCCUCAGAAUUAAAUAUGCAAGCUGUUCAUAAUGGUCAAAGGAUAAUUAAUAACAAUUAUUAGAACAUAGUAAAUUUGAGAGCAUCAUAAUAAUAGUAAUCUCACUUGCCAGGAAUUCAAAACGGCUAUCUAUAAAAAGUUAUCAAUAACAUUUAAGAUAAACAGCAAGAGAAAAAAGCAACUCCUUUAUUGAAUUUAGAAGGCAUCAGCUAGAUGAAUGGGUACAAUGCUAAGUAUUAGACUACGAAGACUUCGUAAGCAAACUAGAAUAAAGUAAUGCCAAUAAGUAAAUUUGACAGUGAGGAGGAGGGAGGAGCUGGUCUUGGCCCAACCAGUAGUUAAGAAUUCACUAUGAUGUAUGGCAGGAACUUUUCGGCAGGCUAGAGACACAGAAACAGUCCAAGCAAAACGAACAUUAAUAUGUAUCAAGGAACUAUAAGCGAUAUCUAGUUUCAUAAAACAGAAAUUCUUGGCACCAGACGAGAAUCUAAUGACUACUUUGACUUCAACGAUGAGAAUGAUGCUAAUUCCAGACUGCGAAACUAUGCAAUUAAGAAUCCAAAUGACUUUGACAAUGUCUCUUAUGAUGAAAGUGAAAGAUCUAAAGUGAUGAGAAUGCCAAAUCUCGAUGCCUCUAAGAUAUAGCUAUAAGAAGAGAUAGGCUACUUACUGUCAAAGCACACUGAGGAAAAUGCUAAAAAUGAAGAUGAUAACGAGAAAGAUAAAGAAGCAGAAAAACAGCCAUUUUAUAGAAUCGUAGAUAAAGACCCUCUAGAUAUCAUAAAUGAUUAUCAAGACAGAUGGCCUUGCUUGAAAUUCAGAAAGAGCCUAGCCAAAAUUAGAAUCAUUAUCAAUAGAAUCGCUCUGGUUGUAAUUUCUAACAAAUACUUCGAGUCUGUUUCUAUAAUGGUCAUCAUUACAAAUUCCUUAUUCCUAGCUCUUGAUGAUCCCUUAACUACAUAAUAACCUGCAUAUUUGGAUUACAGCGACUCGAUAUUUCAAUACUUAUACACAUUUGAGAUGGUUAUGAAAAUAUUGGGAUAUGGAUUUAUCUUCAAUAAAGGAGCUUACCUGCGAGACGCUUGGAAUGUUCUUGAUUUUGUGAUUGUAGUGUCUGGUUAUAUCUCACUCAUUUUAUCAGGUGGUGGAGUAAAUCUAAGUGUACUCAGAUCAUUCAGAGUCAUCAGACCAUUAAGAACAAUAUCCAGUAUUUAAGGUCUCAGAGUCAUUGUAUAAGCUUUAGUAAGUUCUCUUCCUCUGCUCAGAGAUACUAUCCUUGUGCUUUUGUUCUUCUUUUUGAUUUUUGCAAUUGCUGGAGUGCAGCUAUUCUCUGGUGCACUGAUGCAAAGAUGCUUCGCAAUUGAAACUGGAAUUAUAAUGAUUGAGGAUAAAUUAUGUGGAGGUGGUAGUGAAUGCCCCUCUGGUUUCGCCUGCGGAAAAACUAUGAAGAAUCCAAACUAUGGAGCCACCAACUUUGACAACAUUUUCUAUGCUUUCUUACAAAUCUUUUAAACUGUCACUCUUGAAGGCUGGACUACUACCAUGCUUGCUUUAGAAUAAACAGUGGGUUAAUGGACAAUCAUAUAUUUUGUACCUAUUGUCUUCAUUGGUGCCUUUUUCUUAUUGAACUUGACAUUAGCCGUAAUCAAGAGUAAGUUCACUGAGGAACAUAAUAAGAAUAAGAAUAAACACAGUGAUAACGCUAGCAAGAAAAAACCUAAGAUUUAUGGGAACGAAAGUGAAGAAGACGAUCAAGAUGUACUUCAAGAUAAUAGGAAUAGCAAUGAAGCACCGAAACUUACAAAAGUUUAGUAGAAAUUGAAGGAGAUUGAAGAGAGCUUAGACCUAACUCCUAGAUCGAAGAAGCUGAUGAAAGAAAAGGCAAAGCUGCAGGAGCUUAUGAAAAGAGUUGAUUUCGCUAUAAAAGCUAAAGAGGUUAAGGACAAAGUAACACCGAGAGGCAGUUAAAUAUUCAACUUCUCAUAGAUGAGUAUGGAUUAAAUUGGUCUCUAAGCGGUUGCACUGCAAAGUAGCAAAUUCAAAAAUCAUCAUGUUAAUAAGAUAAAUGUAGCUGAGAUAUUCAACAGCAGAUUCUUCCAUUUCUAGGUCAACUCUUAGAAUUCACUACUUAAAAUUGAUGAAAAUGAUCUCAGUCUUAAUCGAUCGAUUGAAGCAGCAUUGAGAAAUAACAAUGGAUCAUAUGCAAAUAGGUUUGGAGCAAGACUUAACAAGAAAAAGUUUGAAGAGUAGUUUCCUAUUAAAGAAGAUGAUCAGGAGAAUUCCUUUCUAAAGUCUUCUCAUAAAUUUAGUUAAGAUUUAGCUUCUCUUAUUGAUAAUGAGGACGAUAAGAAGUACUCUAAAUCUGAUGAGAAAGCUAGCAAAGGCUAGGAGAUCUCAAACAUGAACAGAACCCAGACCAUGGGCAAGACAAAGUUUUCACCUUGGCUAGGAUAAGUCUUUGAGAUUCAAAAGCAGCCUUAAUAGGAGGAUCAUCCUAAUUCAGCCAGACUAUUGAUGGGUGGGUUUGCAGGCAUAAAAUCAAAACAGUUCUCAGAAAAAGAAGAGUCAGAUGAGAUUCUGAAACUGAAGAGAGAAAUCUACGAAAAAAUUGCAAAGAACUUCAAUAUAUUCGAGUUCUUCGAUAGAGAUCACCCUGGUGAUGAUGAAUAUAGCGGAGAUGAAGUGCACGAGGAGAUUGAUUUAGAUGAAGAAGAGUUUGAUUCCUUUCCCCAGUCAAGAGAAAAUAACCGAAGAAUACAAGAGGAUGAAUUAGUAGAGAUUCUUGAUUAAAGUAAUGGAAGUCCAAAUGAGCCCAAGUAUCAAAGGAAAUCUACAAUGGCAACUGUUGAGACUAAAAGUUUCAUGAAGAAAAGAUCUUUCAACUGGAAAGAUAAAACAGAUUAAAAUUUAAGUGACUCAGGUGGUCAUAAUGGUAUUGGCAGACAGCCUCAGAAUGAAAGAGAGUUUUCUCAGAACAUCACUGGUACCAUUGGUCUCAAUGAUUAAACUAUGUUUACUACGCACAAUAUGUUGAUGACUAGCAUUCACGGAAAUAACCAAUAAACCUAUAGACAGCAAACAGCUAUUGCGAGACUGUAGACGCACUCACCAGAAAAGAAUUCAUUUAAACUUGAUCAUCAACAAUUCGAAGAUGAGGAUGAGAAAGCAAAAAGAGAGGAAUAGGAGAAAAAAUAUAACAAUACAUUCAAGCAGAAAUUCAAGACCUUUUUCAGAGGAUGCUCUAUGUAAAAGAGAUAAAAGCGACUGAAGAUAAUUGAAGAAGAGUUUAAGAAAAAAAUGGGAAGAUCUAAGUCCUAAAAAUUGCCAAAAGAAACGGCAAAAGGCAGGUCUAUGCAAGUCAAGCCUAGUCCAAUUCCCACUAUGGAGACCAGAGGUAACAUAAAUAAUUCAGGUAAUGUUCACAAUGAGUCAACCUUACCUAGGUAUCAAAGUUUAUUAAAGCCUAGCAUUAGAGCUAAAUCAGAAGAAAGAAAAACAUUGUAGCUUUAGAAAUAGCACUACUAAUUUAAGUAGAAACUUGAAAUUAUGUAGAAGCGCCGAUCUAAGUUCUUUGCCCAAGCACUUAAAGACAUAGGCAAAACAUAGGAGCAAGUUUUGAGGGAGUUGAAGGAAAAUGCGAGGAGCAGAAGAUUUAUAAAGUUGGGAGGAGGUUUCGAAACUACAAAGAAAGCUGAGAAAAAACUACUUAUGAGAAGUGGUUCACUUGAUUUUGACAAGAAACCAACACUCUCAUUAUAGGACAAUGCUUUUAAAAUUAACUUGAAUCUAGUAACAGCAGACGAUAGACUUUUGGGAUUUUCACCUAAAAAAGACUAAUCCUAUAAGUAUGAUGACGAUAUUAGAAUCAAUAAAAAUUAGAAUUUAAAGACCAAGAUAAGCAACAUUUCUAAAAAGUUAAAAGAUUAGCAAAGUGAUGGAGAAGUGCUAGAUAUGGAUGAAGUUCUCAAAGAAAAGAAGAAAAAGCUCAUUAUAAAGAUGAAGAAUUACAAGUUUACCUCAGUCGAUGAUGUUUUUGAAACUAGAGACGAUAAGGACAAGGACAUGAUUCAUUCCAAUGUUAAUGCUAAUUAAAAGGCAUCUAUGAUGAAAGAACCUGAAGUAAAAAAGAUACUUAGACAAGGUGAGUAGCAGCACAAGCCCUUCUAAAAGAAAAUAAUGAAUGUUUAGAAGAGAUUCUUUGAAGAUCUGAUGCAAAAUGAAGUUAUUGAAUCAGAUGAUAAUUAAGAAACUGUUCUUAGAAGACUUGAAGAUGAGUACAACGUUGACCAUAGAUCAAAUAUACAUGUGACUGGUACACUUUCAAUUGUUAUCAAUAAGCCAACAAAUGAAAACAAGAUGCUUAAUAAGAACUAUUAUGAUCAAUUAAAUCCAAGUAGAAGAGUAAUAGCAACCUCAUUUAUAGAAGAACCCUCUGUAAAUCAGCUUUUCAUUCUUAGCAAAGAGAAUAUUUUUUCAGAUAAUGAAUCAUUAGUACAUCAAAACUCAGCUCGAUCUCAAAAUCUAAACGUAAAUCUAAAUCAGUCAUAAGAGCUGUUACCAGUUCAAAAGUUGGGAAACAAUCUAAAGCUGAAUCUGAGAAGAAUAAAUACUAGGCUUUCAGGAGGUAGUAAGAAAAGCAUGAAAAAUGGAAUGAGCAAGAAAAAAACUAUUAAAUAAUCGAGCGUGCUGGGGACUGAAAGAAAAUCUGCACCUAAUAGUCAAAGAAAUAAUCAAAAUAAUCAGAAUACGGCAAACUAGCAAACAUUAACCUCUCAAUAAAAGAAACAAUAAUAGGAGGCUUUGGAUAAUGCUCGUUAUUUUAUGCCUAGACCAGAAGCCCUUACUGACAAAUAAAUAUUAAAAAGAUUAAACAAUGAAGUCAAGAGAUCAAAAGUCUUUAGCUCAGUGCAUUUCAGAAAGCUGCCAGAUUCAAUAAGAAGAAAAGAUGGAGUAGUAACUGUGCUACCAAAUAAGAAAAAGAAAGGAGCUAAAAAAGGAACAAUAACUCAUAGAGAUGAAGACGGAGAUGAUGAACUUUCUGAAACUAGUGAAGAAGAAGAACGUCUAAAUGAUGAUUACUUUAUUGACAGGGAACUAGACUAUUAUGAAUAAAUACUCAAAGCUAAAAAUGCAGCUGCUAGUAGACCAAUAGAUAACAUUGAAUGGAGUGGGCAGGACAUCAUGCAAAGAUUUGAUCCAUAUAAAGCUAGAAUAGCUUUGGAAUCUCUUAAUAAAAUCAGAGUAUGGCCUAAAGGAAUAAGUGGUUAUGUUAAAAGAGCUCGAGUUUUAUUAAAGCAUUUUAUGAAGAGUUCAUUUAUUGAAAACUUCAUGACUCUCUGUGUCUUUGCAAAUACUAUUGUACUCUCUAUUGAUCAUUAUGGAAUAAAAUAAGAUUUAACUGAUAUUCUGUCAGUUUGCAAUACACUAUUCACUAUUAUCUUCGCUGUUGAGAUGUUUUUGAAAAUAUUGGCAGUUGGAAUAGUAAAGUACCUAAGAGAUAAACUAAAUUACAUGGACGGUGCUAUUGUUAUAUUGUCACUAGUUGAAUUAGUAUUUAUGGGAGGUAAAGGAUCAUUGAAAGCUCUCAGAUCAAUAAGAAUUAUAAGAACUUUCAGAGUAUUAAGAGUGGCAAGACUGCUUAGAGGACUAAAAUCAAUGAUGAAUAUUAUUGCUGUUAUUUAAAGAUCCAUUUCUAGUUUCAUUUACUUAGCAAUGCUUUUGUUCCUAUUCAUUUUCAUUUAUGCCUUGCUAGAAAAUUGGAACUCAGUAAUGUUCUUUGCUUUCGGUUCUACAAUUAAUCCAUUCAUAUCAGCAAUUUACUUCAUUAGUUGCAUUUUUAUUGGAAAUUUCAUGCUUUUGAAUUUGUUCUUGGCUAUCUUGCUAGAUAGUUUUACAGCUGUUGAAGAAGAAGAUCAUGAUACUCCAGAAAAAAGAGUUGCCCGUGAAAAGUAAAGAAUAGAAGACCUAAAAACUAAAGAAGGAGAAGAUUUCAUCAAUGGACUUGAUGAGAUUGAAAUCGACAAUGCCCAGAAGAAUGUUAGCAAAAAGAAGAAAAAGAAGAAGAAGAAGUCUUCUGGAAAGAGCAGAACUGGAGAGGAGCCAUUGAGCAACAUUCUUGAGGAAAGUAUUGAAAUCGAUUUGGAAACUCUUAAUAGUCGCAAAGCUGAAACCCUUUCAUAAAAGAACAUACUCUUUAAAGGCAUUGAAUGUCAAAGAUCUCUUUAUAUAUUUAGCCAAAGUAACCCUUUGAGGAUAAAGAUAUAUGAGAUGGUUACAAACACUAAGUUUGAAACUUUCAUUCUAUUGGUGAUUGUGUUUUCAAGUAUAAAGCUGAUCUAUGAUACUUAUACUUAGGACUUUUCAGAUGAUAACCCAUUAGUAGACAUUUCUGCCAAGUUUGAUUAUGUUUUCACCACUAUCUUCACUAUGGAACUGAUGCUGAAGUGUGCUGCCUUCGGAUUCGCAAUGGAUACUAACUCUUAUCUAAGAGAAAGUUGGAAUCAGCUCGACUGCUUCAUUGUUAUAACUUCCCUCAUAGAUGCCUUAUUCUCUAAUGUUAACCUCCCAAUCAUCAAGAUUCUGAGACUUCUGCGUAUACUUAGACCACUAAGAUUCAUCUCACAUAACUCAUCAAUGAAAACAGUGGUUGUUGCUCUACUUUCAUCUAUGGGAGCUAUAUUCAAUGUAGGAAUCGUGGUCAUCGCAGUGUUCCUAAUGUUUGCUAUUCUUGGAGUGAAUCUAUUCGCAGGUAAACUCCAAUCUUGUAGUGUGAACCCUUAUCAAGUGAGAAAUGAGCUUGAUUGCUUCAAAGCGAGGGGAGAAUGGAUUACUUAUAGCUAAAACUUCGAUAAUGUUCCCAGAGCAAUGAUUACCUUGUUUGUGGUAGCUACCUAAGAGGGAUGGCCAGACUUGAUGUAUGCCUAUACUGAUAUAACAAAUGAAGCUCAGGGACCAAAGCCUGGCGAAUCUCCAGCAAAUGCCUACUUCUUUGUUGCAUUCGUCUUCGUUGGAUCAUUCUUCUUUAUGAAUCUGUUCGUCGGUGUCCUGUUUAUGAACUUUGAAGCUGCCUAGAGAGACGAGAAAGAAGCGUUGCUUCUAGACGGAGAUGAAAUGAAAUGGGUUGAUAUGAUGAAGAUGAUAAUUCAAACUAAACCUGAGAUCAUUAAGACUCCUAAAAAUGUAAUAAGCUAGUUCUUGUAUAAGCAUACCAAGCCAGAGACUAAAUUUGAUUUAUUUAUCAUGAUUUGCAUCAUACUCAACAUGCUUUAAAUGGCUAUCAAUUUUGAAGGCCAGACUGUAACCUACGGAAAAGGAUUAGAAGUUGCAAACUACAUAUUUACUGGCAUUUUUGCUCUUGAAGUAAUGCUUAAGAUUGUUGCAAAUGGCACAGCAUAUUUUGCUCCAACUUGGCAUAAGUUUGAUGUUUUUGUAGUCAUUUCUAGUUUCUUAGAUAUAGUCAUGGGUCAGCUCUCAACUGCUACUUUAAAGCCCCUUAGAGUAGCUCCCUAACUAGCAAGAGUUUUAAGAGUACUCAGAGUGAGUAGACUGUUCAAACUAUUAAACAAGUACAAAGGUCUCUAAGCUUUGAUUCAGACAAUCACAUUUUCUAUUCCAUCCUUGUCGAAUGUAUUUGCCCUUCUCCUCUUAGUUUAUUUCAUCUUUGCUGUGCUCGGAGUUUUUAUGUUCAGACAAAUUACAGUAGGAAACAUAAUUGAUCCUACCUUUAUGAAUUUCGCUAAUUUCUCACAAGCCCUUAUCAUUUUACUUAGAAUAUCAACUGGUGAGGAUUGGCCAACAAUAAUGUAUGACACAAUGAACACUGAUUCAACUUGCAUCUAGGGAAAGAACUGUGGGUAUUCUUACUCUCCUGUAUUUUUCAUUGCCUUCGUUAUGAUCUGCUCCUAUGUGAUGCUCAAUCUGUUCGUGCUUAUCAUCUUACAACAGUUUGAGCUCUAUUAUCUGCCUUAGGAUAAUAUUUUGCAGCAAUUCAGAGAGGAUUUGAUUAAGUUCAAAUUCACAUGGUCUAAGUUCUCCAAGGAAUUUGAGGGACUCAAGAUCAGAUCACUUGACCUAGUUGCUUACUUCAAAGAAUUAGAGGGGAAUCUAGGAAUGAAGGACGACACAGACAAAAAUAUAAUGAGAUACAUAGUUAAGAUGAAUCUUGAAAGUGAUGAGGAAGGCUUUAUCUAUUUCAAUGAACUGCUAUUCAAAGCCAUGAAGAGGAUAUAUGGAAAGGAGAGGACUAAGAAGAGAAUACUAGUUGACUUUGAACUCAAAACACUUGAUAAACUACAAAGGAUCAAGGCAAAGCAACAAAUGAAGUCAAGAAAGAAUGAGAGGGUCAAGGCUGUUACUGUGAAUCCAUUUUUAUCAGUAAUGUAUAAAAAUAUGUCAUUUAAAGCCUGGGCUAAGAUAUUCAAGUAUAACCGAAUAAGGAGAAAUGAUGAGGUUGAGUACAAUUUAGAUCGUGAUAGUUCAGAUGAAGAACUGCAAUAGAAAGAUGAAGAUGAGUAUGCUUAUGUUACUGAGAAGGACGAGUCUUGCUAUUCAGAUGAGGGGGAAAUUGGAGGUUAACAGAAUCUAUAAUAAAAUGAAAUCAUAGCAGAGGAGUCAUCAUAGCAUAUCUCAGAUAUAGACAGCCCAACUAAAGUUCUUAAGUAAACUUCUAGGCAUUCACACAAAGCCUCUCAAGAUCUGCAGCUGAUGCAAGAAGAUAUGAUACUCAUAGAAAAUAAUGAUCAGACUAUAGUUAGUGAUAAAAGAUGA